AUGAUCAGCAACGCAGCUCUCAGAUUCGCGCUCGUGUUCGCCGCCGCGGGCGCGCUCGCGCCGGCAUCGAUCCACCUCGCGCGCCGCACCGGCGCGCUGCGGUCGACGGCGACGGCGACAGCACCAACGACCACAGCGACGACGCGCACGGCGCGCAUCCUCGAGCACCUCGAGGCCGAGGGCGACGGCGCCGGCGCGGGCGCGUCGGGCACGCUCCGCGGCAUCGAGGGCCUGGACCGCGCGUGGGCGCAGCUCCGGCGGCCGACGGGCGGCCCGGCGCCGGCGCCCUUCGUCACCGAGGGCGACGUCGGCGCCGCCGCGCCGGAGUUCGACGUCGUCGUCCUCGGCGGCACGCUCGGCGUCUUCGCCGCGGCCGCGUUCCAGAAGCGGGGCCUCAAGGUCUGCGUCGUCGAGCGCGGCCCGCUCGUGGGCCGGAACCAGGAGUGGAACCUGUCCCUCGACGAGGUCUACGACCUCGUCGAGGCCGGCGCGCUCGAGCCCGGCGACGUCGACGGCGCCGUCGGCGUGCGCGCGGGCUUCAACGACCGCGAGGUCGGGCCGACGGGCUCCGGCGGCGCGCUCCAGGAGGUCUGGCUCCCGAGCGUGCUGAACGUGGGCGUGCGGCCCGACGUCGCCGUCGCGCGCGCGCGGAAAAACCUCGAGGCGCGCGGCGGCGUCGUCCGGGAGCGGACGGCCUGCGAGGGCGUCAGAGUCGGGGCCGGGUGCGCCGUCGUGGCGCUCGCGGGGGGCGAGACCAUCGCGGCGCGGCUCGUCGUGGACGCCAUGGGCAACGCGUCGCCGAUCGCGCGGCAGGCGCGGCGCGAGGCGAACGACGGCGCGGACCCGAAGCCGAGCGGCAUCUGCUGCGUCGUGGGCACGCUCAUGCGCGGCUUCGACGCCGACAACAGCUUCGGCGACCUCAUCUACACGAACGAGGACGCGCGCGUCGGCGGGCCGGACCGCCAGUACUUUUGGGAGGCGUUUCCGGCGAUGUCGGUCGGCGCCGACGCGCGGACGACGUACCUCUUCACCUACAUGGACGCCGACGAGCUGCGGGAGCACACGGUCCUGGACCAGUUCGAAGACUACUGGGACAUGCUGCCCGCGUACCAG
Molecule: messenger RNA, 1113 nt
Organism: Aureococcus anophagefferens
Lineage: Eukaryota; Pelagophyceae; Pelagomonadales; Pelagomonadaceae
Exons: 2
Source: RefSeq, a predicted model, not a curated record